This is a messenger RNA of Acanthisitta chloris (rifleman), 734 nucleotides long. RefSeq names its product guanine nucleotide binding protein (G protein), beta polypeptide 2-like 1 (gene RACK1). The record is from RefSeq and is a predicted model, not a curated record. Gene Ontology annotation, biological process: positive regulation of protein phosphorylation; rescue of stalled cytosolic ribosome. NCBI's taxonomy places the organism in Eukaryota, Metazoa, Chordata, Aves, Passeriformes, Acanthisittidae. Gene Ontology annotation, cellular component: cytosol; nucleus. The transcript has 7 exons. Gene Ontology annotation, molecular function: ribosome binding; protein kinase C binding; translation regulator activity. The annotation marks the transcript as partial.
UUGUCUGGGUGUGUCCCUGUGGCUCUGGGAUCUCACCAGGGGGACAACAACCCGACGCUUUGUGGGUCACACCAAGGAUGUGUUGAGCGUCGCGUUCUCGUCGGACAACCGACAGAUCGUCUCGGGCUCUCGUGACAAGACCAUCAAGCUCUGGAACACCCUGGGGGUCUGCAAGUACACUGUGCAGGAUGAGAGCCACUCGGAGUGGGUGUCGUGUGUUCGCUUCUCCCCCAACAGCAGCAACCCCAUCAUCGUGUCCUGUGGGUGGGACAAGCUGGUCAAGGUGUGGAACUUGGCCAACUGCAAAUUGAAGACGAACCAUAUUGGACACACGGGAUACCUCAACACUGUCACUGUGUCUCCUGACGGAUCCCUCUGCGCUUCCGGGGGCAAGGAUGGUCAGGCCAUGCUGUGGGACCUCAACGAGGGCAAACACCUCUACACCUUGGACGGAGGAGACAUCAUCAACGCUCUUUGCUUCAGCCCCAACCGCUACUGGCUCUGCGCGGCCACCGGGCCCAGCAUCAAGAUCUGGGACCUGGAGGGGAAAAUCAUCGUGGAUGAGCUGAAGCAGGAGGUGAUCAGCACCAGCAGCAAAGCUGAGCCACCACAGUGCACGUCCCUUGCCUGGUCAGCCGACGGACAGACUCUGUUUGCCGGUUACACAGACAACCUGGUGCGAGUGUGGCAGGUCACCAUCGGCACCCGCUGAGGUCCCUCCUGGUCACCACCAC